AUGCCUGAUACAGCAACUACUGUGACAUCUUUCUAUGAUCUCGAAGCACUUGAUAAACGUCAACAUGUGUUCAAAUUUUCAGAUCUAAAAGGAAAAGUAGUGUUAAUUGUUAAUACAGCAUCCAAAUGCGGAUUCACACCACAAUUCGCUGGUCUUGAGAAAUUAUAUCAAAAAUAUAAGGAUAAUGGAUUGGUGAUUUUGGGAUUUCCAAGUGCUCAAUUCAAUCAAGAAUUGGAUAAUCAAGAAGCAAUCACUGAAUUUUGCCAAAUAAAUUAUGGGGUUACGUUUCCAAUAAUGGCUAAAGUCGAAGUAAACGGUAAUAAUGCCUCCCCAGUAUACAAUUAUCUUAAAAGUCAGAAGGCAGGGUUAAUGGGACUUCGACGCAUCAAAUGGAAUUUCGAGAAAUUCUUGGUAGAUCGUAAUGGUAAAGUUGUACAACGAUAUGGGAGUAUUUCCAAGCCUGAAGAAAUCGGAAAAGAUAUAGAACCACUCAUCCAUCCAUCCACAUUAUAA
Molecule: messenger RNA, 513 nt
Organism: Ambispora gerdemannii
Lineage: Eukaryota; Fungi; Glomeromycota; Glomeromycetes; Archaeosporales; Ambisporaceae
Source: the annotation of a GenBank genome assembly